This is a messenger RNA of Cutaneotrichosporon cavernicola, 1356 nucleotides long. RefSeq lists its product as uncharacterized. Gene Ontology annotation, biological process: protein transport; small GTPase-mediated signal transduction; vesicle-mediated transport. NCBI's taxonomy places the organism in Eukaryota, Fungi, Basidiomycota, Tremellomycetes, Trichosporonales, Trichosporonaceae. The coding region runs from base 1 to 1356 and encodes 451 amino acids. The record is from RefSeq and is a predicted model, not a curated record. Gene Ontology annotation, cellular component: cytoplasm. Gene Ontology annotation, molecular function: Rab GDP-dissociation inhibitor activity. The transcript is spliced from 9 exons.
AUGGACGAGGAGUAUGACGUUAUCGUUCUCGGCACUGGCCUUACCGAGUGCAUCCUCUCGGGCCUCCUCUCGGUCGAUGGCCAGAAGGUCCUCCACAUGGACCGCAACGACUACUACGGCGGCGAGAGCGCCUCCUUGAACCUCACCCAGCUCUACCAGAAGUUCCGUGGCAGUGCCCCGCCUGAGGAGCUCAACCUCGGCAAGGACCGCUCCUACGCCGUCGACCUCAUCCCCAAGUUCAUCCUUGCGUCGGGUGAGCUCACCAAGAUCCUCGUGCACACCGACGUGACACGCUACCUCGACUUCAAGCAGAUUGCGGGCUCUUACGUGUACCGUGACGGCAAGAUUGCCAAGGUGCCCUCGAAUGAGAGCGAGGCUAUCCGCUCGUCACUCAUGGGUCUCUUUGAGAAGAACCGCGCCCGCAAGUUCUUUGGCUACCUCCAGAGGUGGAACCCGGACGACCCGACCACGCUUGAGGGCUUUGACGCGGACACUCAGACCAUGAACGACCUGUUCACAAAGUUCGGCCUCGAGGCCGGCACCCAGGACUUCAUCGGCCACGCCAUGGCCCUGUGGCUCGACGACGACUACAAGACCAAGCCCGCCAAGCCCACCAUGGAGCGCAUCCGCCUCUACGCGGAGUCGAUGGCGCGCUACGGCAAGUCGCCCUACCUCUACCCACUCUACGGCCUUGGCGAGCUGCCCCAGGCCUUCUCGCGCCUCUCGGCUGUCUACGGCGGCACCUACAUGCUCUCGAAGAAGGUAGACUCGGUCAACGUCGACGACGACGGCAAGUUUGUGAGCGUCACCUCGGAUGGCGAGACCGUCAAGGCCAAGCGCGUUAUUGGCGACCCAUCGUACUUUGGCGCCGGCCAGGAGGCUGAGGGCGGCAAGAUCCGCGUUGUCGAGACCGGCAAGGUUGUCCGUGCCAUCUGCAUCCUCAAGCACCCCAUCCCGGGCACUGAGAACGCCGACUCGUGCCAGAUCAUCAUUCCCCAGAACCAGGUCGGGCGUAAGAACGACAUCUACAUCGCCGCCGUCUCGUCGUCUCACAACGUUGCCGCCGAGGGUGUCUACAUUGCCAUCGUCUCAACCAUUGUCGAGACGUCGGUGCCCGAGCGCGAGAUUCUCCCCGGUCUCCAGCUCCUUGGCAAGGUCGAGGACAAGUUUGUCUCGAUCCUGCCUCUGUACGCUCCUACCGCCGACGGCUCCAGCGACAACAUCUUCAUCACCAAGUCUUAUGACGCGACUUCGCACUUCGAGACUGUUGUUGACGACGUUGCCGACGUGUGGCAGCGCAUCAAGGGCGAGAAGCUCGUGCUCAAGAAGCGCGAGAACCAGGAGAUUGAGGCUUAA